Molecule: messenger RNA, 3349 nt
Organism: Salvelinus fontinalis (brook trout)
Lineage: Eukaryota; Metazoa; Chordata; Actinopteri; Salmoniformes; Salmonidae
Product: UDP-glucuronosyltransferase-like
Exons: 5
Coding region: 117-1784 (555 amino acids)
Molecular function (GO): UDP-glycosyltransferase activity
Source: RefSeq, a predicted model, not a curated record
CACUCCCACUCACAGUUUAGUCUGAGGUCCAGCCCCCUCUCAGUAGCAUUCAGUGCCAGACUUCAGGGAGGUAGUUUCCUUCUCACAAAACAGCUUGUGUAACUGAGCAGAGAGGCAUGGGCUGGCGGAAGGGUGUUCUUGUGCUAAAGCUGGGGCAGGGUCUGAGGCCGGGGCUGAGGCUGGGGCCAGGGUUGGGACUGAGGCAGGGGCUUAGGCUGGGACUGCUGGUUCUGCUGUGCUGCCUUGCCCUGUGUCCAGCGCCUGUCCAGGGGGACAAGGUCCUGGUGAUGCCUGUAGACGGGAGCCACUGGCUGAGCAUGAAGCUGCUGGUGAAGGAGCUGGCGGCCAGAGGCCAUGAGAUGGUUGUGCUGGUCCCUGACACAUCCAUCCUCAUCCAGGGCUCUGACUACUACAGGACUGAGACCUUCAGGGUCCCCUACAGCAAGGCACAACUGGACGAGAACGUCAACAAACUGAAGGACGCUGCGUUCCUCAAGGCCCCGGAUGUAAUGGACAUAUUCGUGAACGUGCAGCAUCUGAUUCACUUCACCGACAUGCAGGUGAAAGGCUGUGAGGGUCUGCUGUAUGACAAGCCCCUGAUGCAGCGACUGAGAGGAGACGGGUUCAAGAUGAUGCUGACCGACCCCUUCCUACCCUGUGGAUCCGUCAUCGCUGACUCCUUCAACAUCCCAGUGGUUUACUUCUCGAGGGGGAUCCCCUGUGGGCUGGAUGAGAAGGCUGCCCAGUGCCCCACUCCCCCAUCUUACGUACCACGCUUAUUCUCCGGCAACACUGACAACAUGGACUUCCUAGGGAGGGUUAAGAACAUGCUCAUGUACAGUCUGGAGAGCUACCUGUGUACGGUAAUGUUUGCCAGCUUUGACGAGCUGACCAGUAGGUACCUGGAGAAGGACAUGACGUACAGGGAACUGCUGGGUCACGGGGCCAUCUGGCUGCUGAGGUAUGACUACUCCUUUGAGUAUCCCAAACCCAGGAUGCCCAACAUGGUCAACAUUGGAGGCAUCAACUGUGGUAAAAGAGCUCCACUUCCAGCGGACCUGCAGGAGUUUGUGGAUGAGUCAGGAGAGGAUGGCUUCGUGGUCUUCACCCUGGGCUCUAUGAUCUCUCAGAUGCCCGAGGAGAAAGCCAAGCAGUUCUUUGAUGCCUUCAGCAGGAUCCCUCAGAGGGUGGUGUGGAGGUACACAGGAGUGGUGCCUGAGAACGCUCCAGACAACGUCAGAUUGAUGAAGUGGCUUCCUCAGAAUGAUCUGCUGGGCCACCCCAAGGUCAAGGCUUUCAUUACCCACGGAGGAACCCACGGUAUCUACGAGGGGAUCUGUAACAGUGUUCCCAUGGUGAUGCUUCCGUUGUUCGGUGACCAGAGUGACAACGUACACCGCAUGGCGGUGAGGGGUGUCGGGGAGGUGCUCAAUUUGUUCGAUAUCACCUCAGACAAACUGGUGGAGGCCCUCAACAAGGUCAUCAACGACAAGAGUUACAAGGAGAAGAUGAUGAAGCUGUCAGCGGUGCAUAAGGACCGUCCCAUCGAGCCCCUGGACCUGGCCGUGUUCUGGUCAGAGUUUGUGAUGCGUCACGGCGGAGCGGAACACCUGAGACCCGCCGCUCACGACCUCAACUGGAUCCAGUACCACAGUCUGGACGUGUUCACUCUGCUACUCACUAUAGUUCUCAUUGUUGUCAUGGUCACCGUUAAAUGCUGCAAAGUCUGCUUCCGCAAGUGUUGUGGAACGAAGAAGACUAUGAAGAAGAAGAAGAGUGAGUGAAUGUCCUUCCUGUGGCCUAGGCCGGGAUUCAAUCCAAGGCUCGUUGUAGAGCGCUGUCGACAAUAAUGUGCCUUUAAAAGGCAAUGUUCCUGUGUUUGCUGAGAUCACAUUCACAGUAAACGCUGCAGAUGUUGGCUCAAUCAUAAAGUACCUUAAAAUGUCAAGCGCGCUACAAUGCGCUACAGAUUGAAUCCCAGCCCAAGCAAUCAGGCCCUAGAGUUCAGAGUAACUAUACUGCCCACUCUAGGUCCUGUGUAUAACAGGGAGUGAAUAGGCUACUGUAGGUUGAAGGAAAGAAACGCCUGACAGAGAUUUGCCAUUUUUAUGUUUGUUUGAUAUCUCAGGAUAAUGUCAGAGUAACUUCAUGUAUCUGUUGUCAAUAAGGCCUGAUGCCUGCCACCAGCAAGACAGUCCCAUUCCAUCACAGGAGGUUGGUGGCACCUUAACUGCUGGUAAUGGCUGGAGCGGAACGGUAUCAAAUACAUCAAACACGUGGUUUCCAGGUGUUUGAUGCCAUUUCAUUUGUUUCAUUACAGCCAUUAUUAUGAACCGUCCUACCCUCAGCAGCCUCCUAUGUAUUCCACAGUCAGCCACUGUGCCUUUGGAGGAGGAGUGUGACUCAAACUGUUGGCCUGUCUAGCGUGUGUGAUGCCAAUUCAAGAUCCUGUUUAGUAAAAAGCAUGAACUGAUGCACACCCACAUUGUUUUGUAGAGGUGCUAACCAACAAAGAUUAAACUGUAUAAAAAUCAAGUUGCACAGUCAGAGUUGCCGAAACGUUGGUUAUUUGGUUUACUUAAUCAAUUGUUUGGAGUAUAUAUAUUGAGUGUACAACUUUCUUUCUUUCUUUUUAUACAAUUUAGUAUCUUGGUAACACAACCAAUAUAUGUCAUGCUGGUAUAAAGGAUUUUGGAGACAGGCACAGUAAUACACAAUAGGGUUUUUUGAUACACCCAAAACAAACACGUAUACAAAAACACUGGGCUGUACCCAAACAAAAGAGCGAGGGUAAACCUUGUUGAACGCCACAGGACGAUUCCCAUAAUACACAAUAUAUAUAUAUAUAGCACGCAGCAUAGCAGCUGCACCAACGUACUCAAACUACCAAUGGACAUGGGAACAAUAACCGACAGCCCAAUGGAAACCAAAGGGCACACUUAUACAAGUACUAAUCAGUGGGAAUAGGGGACAGGUGUGUGUAAUGAAUGUUCCGGAGGGAUCCGUGACAAUAUAGUGGCAAGAGAGAAUUUCUCUUUGUCUUUGAAAGGCAUUUUGACAGUAAAAAGCUAUGGCAGGUGUGUCAUUUUGCUUGCGCCUCAUUCGGUCUUCAUCAAGGUCCAGAGAGCACCACUGCCAUUUUUUUAAAUAUUUCCUCACCGUCAAAAUUUGCUAAAUGUAGUCCUUUAUCCAUCGUUUUUGGAAUUUCCAAUGCUCCCUGACUGUCUAGCGUUCAUUUCAGUAACUAUUGUGUUUUGUUGUACAGUACUUUUUCAUUAUGUUUGGAAUAAUGUUUCAAGUGAAAAAAAAACAUUGUGAAAAUCUACAAAUAAAUUGUAAUACAAAGUUG